UGAGAGAGCAGAAGCAGGUGCAGUCUGCUUGGUAAUCCUCUGCUUUAAUUUCUAGGCAGAAACUCAAGAAAUGCUUUUCUAUUCAUAGUGAGAAGUCACCAUCUGUAUAGAUCUAUUGAAGUGUAGUUUUGGCGUGGAAGCUUCGAGUGUUGAAGUACAGAAUGGCUCUGUGACCUGGGAGGGAAGCUGGUGUGCUUUUAUUUCAUUUUGGAAGGCGGAGCCUGGGACUGACAAGUGACAUCCUGACAUCCAGGAAUCCCAAACCCAUCCAGCAUCCCAAACCCGGAAUGACUGGGGAGAAGCUGCUUUGGUUGACAGUCCAUGUUCCUGCGUGCUCCUUAAAAGGUAGCGCUUGCUUUUGGGACAAGGCUCUUCCUCAGUGGAUCUCAAACCGCUUUGCAAAGUCUGGCAAGCUUGGAUUUGCAGCAGAGUAGUCUAGACCAUCGUGAGAACUGCUGCGUGUGCUGUUAGAGUUUAACAGCGAGCUACGGUGACAUCAGAACGCGCUGUCAACCGCGUGAUACGGCCCCGCUUGCUGGGGUCACGGUCCCACCGCUCUGCCAGCGGAAUGGUUUACACAAGGGCAGGAAAAUCAGCAAAGUUACGCGAGGUAGGGUGCUUUAGCUAACCGAGGUGCUUCGUCCUCUACUGAAAGUGUCUCUCGUUUCAGAUGCCAGCACCUCAGCCUAGUCAGUCCAGACAGGAGGGCUGAGCCUGGAUCCGUUCUCUACUUUUGAGGUAGAUCUGGGACACGCCACCUCUCCUACCCCACUCCGAGGAGUCAUGGAGGACAAACGCAACAUCCCCAUCAUCGAGUGGGAGCACCUGGACAAAAGGAAAUUCUACGUGUUUGGGAUUUGCAUGACUAUGAUGAUCCGGGUGAGCGUUUACCCCUUCACGCUCAUCCGGACACGGUUGCAGGUUCAGAAGGGCAAGAGCCUAUACAACGGGACUUUUGAUGCUUUUGUGAAAAUUCUGCGGACAGAAGGGACAGCUGGGCUCUACCGUGGCUUUUUGGUCAACACUUUCACCCUGAUCUCUGGACAGUGCUAUGUGACAACGUAUGAGCUCACCCGAAAGUAUGUGUCACGGUACAACAACAACAACGCUGUGAAGUCUCUGGUGGCCGGUGGCUCAGCCUCUCUGGUGGCCCAGAGCAUUACAGUGCCCAUCGAUGUCAUCUCCCAGCAUCUUAUGAUGCAGAGAAAAGGGGAAAGCAUGGGCAGGUUUAAGGUGCAGAACCAAGAUGGCAAGCGGAUGUUGGUCUUUGGCCAAACCAAGGACAUCAUUGUACAGAUUUUCAAGGCCGAUGGCUUUCGAGGCUUCUACAGGGGCUACGUGGCCUCGCUGCUCACCUAUAUUCCCAACAGUGCAGUCUGGUGGCCCUUCUACCACUUCUAUGCCGAACAGCUUUCGAGCUUGACUCCUAAAGACUGUCCCCAUCUCCUCCUGCAAGCUAUAUCGGGGCCGCUCGCAGCUGCGACAGCUUCCACGCUCACCAACCCCAUGGAUGUCAUCAGGGCUCGGGUUCAGGUGGAAGGCAAGAGCUCCAUCAUCCUCACCUUCAGACAGCUCAUGGCGGAGGAAGGGCCCUGGGGCCUGACUAAAGGCCUCUCUGCUCGCAUCAUCUCAGCGACUCCUUCCACCAUCGUCAUCGUGGUGGGCUAUGAAACUCUGAAGAAGCUGAGCCUCCGCCCGGAGCUGGUGGAUUCGAGACACUGGUAGAGGCAGCUGCUGCACGUGAAACCUUCGUUGAACCCGCUGAAUUUGGACCGUCACGGUUGAAAGCUCAGGAGAGGCAGCUGCCGUCUCCUUUGUCUCUAGCUGGUUUCACAGUACGAGGCAGAAGCAAGAGCAACUGCAAUUCACCUCUUUAGAUUUGAUUGUGAUACGAUGCUCUGCUGCUGUUUCUGCUUAAAACCAUCAAAAUGUGACCUUUGGCAAUGUUGUUUGCCUGUGACAGUUCAUUCAAAAGCAGCCAGGUGUGUGAAUGCAUCCUGGCAAGUUCUCAAGUUCUUAAUUCCUUUUUUUUUUUUUUUUUUUUUUAAAUUAAAGACUUACUGGCUGAAGCAAAAAGCCAGUUUAUUCUUUUAAGUUAUUUUAAUUUUUGCCAGACUUCCGAGGAGGGGAGUCUAACAGGCUGCAGCAGAGCCCUCUGGUGGGUUGGGUGCUGAUUGCAGUUGUACUGUGGGAAGCUGGAAAAAUAGAGUAGACGAGUAAACUUCUCCAAACACCCACAUUUAUUUCUAGAAGAUGUGAGACGAGAGUAACCUGGAGCCACUUAAGACCUUAUUUACUGCGUUUUGAAUAGAUCUGUACAUACCUUUUUUUUGUAUGUUCUUGGAAAAUGUUUCCUAUCUCUCAUCCUUCAAACAGCAAGCUGGCUGGUAGGCAGGUUAGGAGUUGAGCUGGCUGUUUGUAACUAGCUGAUGGCAAUUUUGACACCUAACCUACGUUUUUAAUCUGUUGCUAUUUAAUUUUUUUUCUUAUUUUAGGGAAGCUUAUUCUGAUUUCUGGGGGACUUGAGUGGUUGUUCUGUGGCCUUGUUCAAUGUGAGUGUCAAUACUGCAUGUUCAGGGUGGCCGCUGCCACUUCCCACCUUUAGUUAGUUUAAGCCCAAACAAAAGUGUUUGGAAGUGUCAGGUUGUUGUGCUGCCAGCAGCCGAGAGGAGAGCCGAGUGUGAUUAGAGCUCCAACUGGAUGUGAGGUGGAGAAGAAGAAAAAUGCUCGUACUGGCUUUUGAUCCAGUUCAAACCUGAUUGGCAUGUUCAUAUUGAAUAAGAAGUAAGGUUCACUAAUACUUUGUAAGUUUAAAUCCUGCUUAUCCUGUUUGGGAAGGGCAAGGAUGAUUCUUUGCACACUCUUGCUGGAUCAAAACCCUAAGCUGUGGUCUAUGCUUUUUACCAGAUGCAAACUUGCACUCGAGCGAUGAAGCAAGAGGCUGCUUCUUGGGGAGGAGGAAGGAAGGAAUAGUUUGACUUCCCUCUGCUGGUCUCAGUAUUUGAGAUCUGCCUUUCCUGGUGCCACGUGUGGUGCUCACCCCGGGUAGUCGUGUGUCCAAGAGAGACGCCUCCAAGUAACAGACGUAUCAGCGCCUCUGUCCAUCUCGCUGCCCUAACGAGGGAUUCCUGGUUGUAGUCUUGAUCCUGCCGAACUGUGGCUGCUGCCCGUCGUCUUUUCCACCUGGGACUUGCUAAGCGUGGUUCUUACCUUCAUCCCGACGUCUGCAGUUCAGCCCAGGCAGAGACUGGAUGUGCCACAGUUUCUGCUGGAGGUGGAACAAGUACAGACAGAUGCUGCUGAAGUGGGAGAGGGACUUUUAUGUUUAAGGCACAGCUUGGUUACAAGACACAGUGCUCUUUAAUGGGGUUGCAGCUGAGUCAUCAAAGGCCUUUUAAUCCCACCUUUGUUUUUCACAGCGUUAAAUGAGGUGAUGUGUGCCUGCGCCACUGACAGAGCUGGUCAAGCAGCGCAUGCUGCAAGCGGCUCUUCUGUCACGAUUUUGUUGUUUAAAAGACAAAACCAGUUGGCGGAUUCUGCUCUAAAAAGUGGAACAGCCGCAUCACAAGGUUGCGAGGAGGUAUCCUGAGCAUACGGUAGCCCCGUUCGCACACGAGGCCAGUAGUAAUACCAAUAUUAAAAGAAACAAUAAUAACCAGCCUCUGCUGGUUACCAGCAGGGUAAGUCUUGGUGUGUGUCGCAGAAGUGGCAGACGGCACAAACGUAGGGAGACGCUCUCAAGCUUAAUAUUCCUCUUAACCAGCAAAGUUCUUGACAACUAAUAAACUUCAGAGACCUUCAAUUUGACGCCUGAGUUUAAAAACGCAUUAGUCUGGGUGAGUGCAUUUUCCAGGGGAGUCAGCCAGCUUCUGUCAUUUCACAAGGCUGUGUUCUUGGUUUUAGCACUUCGCCUUCUGAGGAGCACUAGGAGGGACCUGACCAGCUGAGCCUGACUGAAAAAACAGGGACAGUGACAGCGCACAGAGCUGAACAGCCUAGAGCAGGUGUGGUACUGGAAACCAUGGAUUAAUUGCAAGUCCAGAUCUUCCUUUACAAGCCGUGGUUAGUUCUGGUUAGCUGUUACAGUCAGCAUCUUGACAAGGG
Messenger RNA from Athene cunicularia (burrowing owl), 4104 nucleotides. It is a transcript of the gene SLC25A44, whose product is annotated as solute carrier family 25 member 44. The transcript is spliced from 4 exons. Lineage: Eukaryota; Metazoa; Chordata; Aves; Strigiformes; Strigidae. The record is from RefSeq and is a predicted model, not a curated record. Gene Ontology annotation, biological process: branched-chain amino acid catabolic process. Gene Ontology annotation, molecular function: branched-chain amino acid transmembrane transporter activity. Gene Ontology annotation, cellular component: mitochondrion. The coding region runs from base 784 to 1725 and encodes 313 amino acids.